Molecule: messenger RNA, 1709 nt
Organism: Cucumis melo (muskmelon)
Lineage: Eukaryota; Viridiplantae; Streptophyta; Magnoliopsida; Cucurbitales; Cucurbitaceae
Product: aluminum-activated malate transporter 2-like
Exons: 5
Coding region: 186-1550 (454 amino acids)
Biological process (GO): malate transport
Cellular component (GO): plant-type vacuole membrane
Source: RefSeq, a predicted model, not a curated record
AGCUAGCUAUCAUCUUGGAUCUUCCAUCUUUACUUUCACGCGUAGUUUCCUUUCCUUCUAUAUAUAUGUAUAUGUACACAGACUCCAUUACUAAUAAAUUCUCAUAAAAAGUGAGAAUUUUUAAUUAGACCAUCUCUUUCUUCUUCCAUUCCAAAUACAAACUAAUUUUGAGGUGGUUUUGAACCAUGGAGAUGUCUAAUGAGAAGAGUGGGGGAGCUUUGGCUCGUUGGAGUGAUGUUCUCAAAGCCAAAAUUUCAAAGCUAAAGGCCAAGGUGAUUGAGUUAUUUAAGAAGACAAAGAAACUAGCCAAGGAUGAUCCAAGGAGAAUAGUUCAUUCGCUCAAAGUUGGUUUAGCCAUCACUUUGGUGUCAUUGUUUUACUACUUCGAGCCUCUGUACGAUGGUCUCGGCGCCUCUGCUAUGUGGGCUAUCUUAACUGUUGUUGUCGUUUUUGAGUUCUCCGUAGGAGCAACGUUUGGACGAGGAUUGAAUAGGGUUUUGGCGACGUUUCUAGCUGCGGCUUUGGGAUUUGGAGUCCAUUUUUUGGCGGAUUUGGCUGGAGAUAAAGCCCAACCUAUUAUGUUGUCGCUCUCUGUUUUCUUUCUUGCUGCAAUAACGACAUUCGUGCGUUUCUUCCCUCGAAUAAAGGCGAGAUACGACUAUGGCUUCCUCAUCUUCAUCCUGACGUUCUGUUUAGUAUCGGUGUCAGGAUAUAGAGAAGAUGAGAUUCUUAAAGUUGCCUACCGGAGAGCUCUUACAAUUCUCAUUGGAACCUUCAUUGCCAUUCUCAUCUGCAUAUUGAUAUGCCCUGUUUGGGCUGGUGAUGAUCUUCAUUCUCUUGUCUCCAACAACAUUGAGCAACUCGCCAACUUCUUCCAAGGUUUUGGGGUCGAAUAUUCAAAUGAAUGGAAAGAAGACGAGAGGAUUGUUGAAGGAUUUAAGAGUGUAUUGUCAUCAAGACAAACUGAAGAGUCACUUGUUAACUUUGCAAGAUGGGAACCACCCCAUGGCACCUUCAAGUUUCGUCAUCCAUGGAAGCAAUAUAGCAGGAUUGGAAGCUUGACUAGGCAAUGUGCUUAUCGACUCGAAUCUCUUAACACCUACCUUCUCGCUGAAUCUCAAACUCCAUUACAUAUCCGAGACCAACUCAAGGAAUCUUGCACGAAAAUGAGCACUGAAUCAGGCAAAGCUCUGAAGGAUCUAGCAUCUUCCAUAAGAACAAUGACUCUACCGAGGUUGCCAAACCCUCACAUCGAGAAGUCAAAGGCAGCAGCGAAGGACCUGAAGGCAGCGUUGAAGAUCAGACCGUGCAAUAGCAGCAUUGAUCUCCUGGAAAUAGUACCGAUGGCGACUGUGGCUUCUUUGCUCAUUGAUUCCAUUUCUUGUAUUGAGAAGAUUGCAGAGUCAGUUGGUGAAUUGGCGUCACUUGCAAAUUUUAAGUGUCUUGAGGUUGGGAAAUCAGCUAGUUUGAAAUUUCAACAAGAACAGCAGCAAAAGUUGGCAACUCCAGCAAUUGUUAGUGGCCAUUGUCAUGUCGUUACUGUAGAUUAGUGAUAAUGCUUCUUUACAAAAUCUUUUUUUUUUCUUUUAUCUGUGGAAUUGAAGUUCACUUCAUUGUGAACCAUAUUGUAUAAUAAGAGAUUUAGGAACAACUAUACAAAAUGACUACAUUUUUAGAAUACAGUUUAAGAGCCUUUGGUUUUAAAUUAA